CCCUCCCUCUAAAAGCACUCUGUGUGGGGAGCAUGAGAGCCAGACCAAAGCUCAGAGGAACCAGCCUGGACCUCCACCCACUGUUUCAUCUAAGAGCAAACGGAUGAAGAAUUUCUUUCGUGAUUUAGGACGAAAAAAUACAUUGGAUAAAAAGAUCCAUCAGAGACCUGGACCUGAACCCAGGACUGUGUCCUUAAAGAGUGACUGGUCAGAAGAAUGUUUAAAUAAUUUUAAAGGAAAACAGUUUUCUGCUUCAGAAAGAAAGAUGAUGAAAGAACCUGUAGAAGAACCACUAAUCAAAGCAGCUUCAUCAGCAGAGGAGGAGCUUGUCAGGGUGCGAACAGCCUUUGUUUGGAGGGUGUCAACAGAAAUCCUUAAACAGCUCCUUGAGGCCCUGGUAACUGAUGGUGUCUUAAAUGAAUUAGAGAAAGAUUCAAUACUGGAAGGGAACCCUGUCAGAGCAGAUAAGGCCCGCUGCUUCAUCGAUACAGUAAGGAAGAAAGGGGACAAAGCCUCCAGGAUAAUGAUCCGACAUCUUCAGAUCAAAGAUCAAUCUCUUUUCUCUCAACUGCAUUUAUACUCUGAUCCAUCUGCUCAGCAAGAGGCUCUUCAAAAUUGUCAGCCUAGACUGAAAUCUGCUCUAAGGAAGAAGUUCCAGUGUGUGUUUGAGGGGAUCGCUAAAGCAGGAAACCCAACCCUUCUCAAUCAGAUCUACACAGAGCUCUACAUCACAGAGGGAGGGACUGCAGAGGUCAAUGAUGAACAUGAGGUCAGACAGAUUGAAACAGCAUCCAGGAAACCAGACAGACCAGAAACAAAAAUCCGACAAGGAGACAUCUUUAAAGACUUACCUGGAAGGGAUGAACCAAUCAGAACAGUGCUGACAAAGGGAGUGGCUGGCAUUGGGAAAACAGUCUUAACACAGAAAUACACCCUGGACUGGGCUGAAGACAAAGCCAACCAGGUUAUCCAGUUCAUAUUAAAUAUUAAUGAACCUAUUCCCACUAACUGCAUAUCUUUGGACUCUGGGAGGAAGCUGAAGUACCGGGAGAGAACCCAUGCAAACACGGGGAGAACAUGGAAACCAACCAGGGUCUUUGCCCCCAGGGAUUCCACCAUUUGUCAGAUGGUGGUGGAAAUGAACUAA
Oreochromis niloticus (Nile tilapia) is the source of this 1147-nucleotide messenger RNA. RefSeq lists its product as uncharacterized. The transcript is spliced from 7 exons. Bases 104 to 1147 code for a protein of 347 amino acids. Gene Ontology annotation, biological process: regulation of apoptotic process. Lineage: Eukaryota; Metazoa; Chordata; Actinopteri; Cichliformes; Cichlidae. The record is from RefSeq and is a predicted model, not a curated record.